UAAAACCAUAAUACUCCAUGUUAUGCUACUGACCCAUUAUUUAUUUCCUUUCAUUCACACAUUUUGGUUUUGCAACCUUUCUUCAUAUAACUGAGAUCAAAUUUCAGAGCGCAUUUGAUAUUCAUCUUUUGAUAAGAAGAGUGAAGAGUGAAUUUUUAAAAGGUCACGCCAUCUAUAUGGAAAAGAAAACUUCUCGCUCAGUGAUAUCAACUAUGCAUUAAAAGCUCUGACGCUGCCUUUCAAGAAAGCUCAAUCGGAAUAUUGUUGCGGAUACAACGACAAAAAAAACCUUAAAAGGGAACUUUCAGAUAUUUCUAUAAAAAGAUUAGCGUUUUUUCUUCAACUAUGAUUAUACCUAUAACGAACAUUUCAGAAAAAUAUAUCAUUUCAUUAAUUCUAGAGGCGAGGUUUGCUGCAUGCUUAUAAUAAAUGGCUUUCUUUCUCCGGCGUUGAAGACUAGCUUUUCUGCCAAAGUUGAGGGUCUUUCAAUCAUCACAUUAACAGUUGGAUUUAACCAAACGUAAAGAAUGGAGUUUGAGGAUAUACUUUUAGAAGUUGGUGACUACGGAAAGUACCAAAAGAACUUGAUUUUGAUCUUCCUUGUGCCAGCAGCAUCCUUGCUCCCAUGGUUUUCCAUGAAUAUUAUGUUUAUGGUGUCCGCUCCCGAACAUUGGUGUUAUGUUCCAGAAGUAGCUGCGUCUAAUAUCAGCAUUUCCCUUCAAAGAUCUCUAAUAAGUCCACCUGACAGUCCAUCUUGUUAUAUGUAUGACAUUAAUCACACAGAAUAUUUAACUGCCGGUAUCUACGAAGUGCCCAAUGAUACAACAGCAAGACCUUGUAGUCAAGGUUGGCAGUAUGACAAAACCUACUUUGAUUCAACAACUGUCACUCAGUGGGACUUGGUUUGUAACGACGAUCAUUACAAAAGCUUCAUUCUUACUAUGUUCAGUGUUGGAAGUAUAAUUGGAACCCCAAUAUACGGAGCGCUGUCAGAUAGGAUUGGUCGAAAAAUAACAUUUUUCAUUGCCAUUCUCGUCACAGCCGUGACAGCUAUAGCUUCUAUACUGACGACCAAUUUCACUGCAUUUGUGGUAAUUAAAACCAUAAAUGGUAGUCUGAUGCCUUCUGUGUUCCAACUUCCUUAUAUCAUAGUACUGGAGAUUGUAUCUCCGGAGAUGAGAACUCGUAUGAAUGGAAUCAUAAACAGUGCUUGGACAUUCGGUUUAUGCUUCGUGCCGUUACUCGCCUAUUUAUCCCGAAGUUGGACCAUUCUGGGGUGGGUCACCUCAUCAGUGACCUUAAUAUAUUUGUUUUAUUGGAAAUACCUUCCAGAAUCUCCUCGAUGGUUAGUUUCUCAAGAAAGAUAUGAAGAAGCACUGGUUAUCAUGCAUAGAAUUGCAGCUAAAAAUGGAAAUGCUCAAGAUAAGAAUAUUCUUUUGCAAAAACUACAGAAACUAGGAGAAAAGAUCAAGAAAGAAAAGGAAGAUGACGGAAUGAAAAACUCUGCGCAUGAUCUCUUGAAAUAUCCUCAACUUCGGAAGAAAUUUAUCAUCAUAACGUUUUGCUGGGUAGCCGAUCUCAUGGCUUAUUAUGGUCUCCAGAUGAACGUAUCUAAUUUAGCGGGCAAUGAGUUUAUCAACUUUUUCUUGCUGGCUGUGGUCGAAUUUCCCGGCUAUUUGACAAGCUGGGUGUUUAUGGAACGUUUUGGAAGGCGGUGGUGCUCAGUUGGUGGUUUUAUGCUCACUGGCCUUAUAUGCAUGCUACCUUCUGUAGAGUUCCCAUAUGGAGAUGUUGUAUGUUCUUUGAUUGGUAAAUACUUUGCUGCAGCUACUUUUAUGGCAACAUAUCAACAGAGUUCAGAACUUUAUCCUACUGUGGUUCGAUCCUUGGGCAUGGGCUUGAGCAGUACUGUUGCUUUCGGUGCCACUUUGAUCGUGCCUUAUCUCGUUUAUCUUAGUGUGUAUGGAAAGGCGAUCCCGUUCCUGGUAAUUGGAAUGUCCUGCAUCAUUGCUGGAAUCAUGGCAUCAUUCUUACCAGAGACACUCAAUGAGAAUUUACCCCAGACGAUACUUGAUGCAGAAGAGUUUGGCAAGAAACAGAAAUUCUUAUCUUGGAAUAGGCGUAGGAUGUCAAUUAGUCGAGAGCGGGCUACAUCUUCAAUAAGAGCCCAAACACUGGAGGAUGUGCAUAAGAGGGAGGAAAACAAUGUAAAUCUUCAUCAGGCGGUAAGAGUCCUCCAGAAUAGGGAUUUAUUUAUUAUCAGCGACAGCUAUGUUGCAAUGACAGACGCAGAAAAUACUCUGGGUGAUGGAUCAGACAGCUUGAGGAACUGAAGAAAUUCUCAAUAUGUAACCAAAGCUCAUUCUGCUUGGUUAUACAAUCAUCUGUCAUCAAUUCUAACUCAGCCGAAGGCCAUACUCAAAUUUCUGAGAAUAGCAAAAAGAUCAGAAAGAUAUUAAUAUGAGAGAAGAACACAAAGAUAGCAUACCUAUUGAGAAAAAAGAUAGCAAAGAAUGAAGCAAACUCACUCUAGAUGCAUUAACAGUUAUUACAUGUUCGUUUAUUUAAAUACUCUUGUAUAUAAGAUACCCGUCACAAAAAAAAAAAAAAAAAAAAAAAAAAAAAAAAAAAAAAAAAAAAAA
This is a messenger RNA of Stegodyphus dumicola, 2642 nucleotides long. Its product is annotated as organic cation transporter protein-like. Gene Ontology annotation, biological process: transmembrane transport. NCBI's taxonomy places the organism in Eukaryota, Metazoa, Arthropoda, Arachnida, Araneae, Eresidae. The record is from RefSeq and is a predicted model, not a curated record. Gene Ontology annotation, molecular function: transmembrane transporter activity. Gene Ontology annotation, cellular component: membrane.